UGUAAUAGACAUCCAAGGGGGAGUAUUAUGAUAAUAUUAAAGUAUUUGGCUUAUAUUAGGUGUUCAUCGUUAUGUCUAUAGAUAGAUUUCUUUAUGAAAAUAGAAUUCUAUUUCUGUAAUCCUUUAUACUUAUAGAUAGGUGUUAUAAUCAACGGAAUGAUACAAAAAAAUUUCUUUCUUUUCUCUUUAUUUUUUUUGUUCUUAUCUUUAUUUUACUAUACUCUUUAUUUUUGUUCUUUAUUUUAUAGUAAUACUGUAUUUUUUUCAAAAUAAGAAUAUAUUAAUCUAAUUUUUAUUUUUAAAUUAUCUUAUACUUAAAUUCAAAUUUAUUAAAGAUAAUAUGAUGAUAUAUUGAAUUUCAUUGGCUUUAUUGAUUUUUGUGUCUUUUAAAAUUUAAAAAGUCUAAAAGGAUAAUCAUCUAAAAAAAAUUAAAAUGUGAAUAUAAAUAUUAAAGUAAAAAUAUAAAAAUAAAAUGAGGUAAAAAACAAAUUACUAUACAUUUUUAUCAGCAUUUAAGAAAGGGUAUAUGAUGUAAUUUUCUCAUAAUUAUAAUUACUAUUGAUUGUUACGCAGACAAAGCCGGCCCAUGAGACUCUCUCAGCAUCUCUGUGCUCUCUUUUUCAGUCCCCAGUCUCUACCUUUAUUUCCUUUUACAAUGAUAUUUUCAUUGAAUAAUAUAGUUUAAUAAUUUUUCAAUGUUAUGCUCUCCCUCUCAGUCUCCUCUUUCUCUCUCUCUUUCUCGUCCUUCUGCUUCUUCAUCUUCAACUUGUUCUUUUUGUUUUCGCAGCACUAGUCUCUGAUUUAAUAAUGUCACAAACAGACACAACAAUCACAUAAAACGACGAAACCAAAAACCACCAAAUGCAAGAGACGCUUCUCCGUAUCUCUCAACCCACUUCAACUGAUAAACAGGACAACAACAAUAACAAGAAGAACAAGCAAACAAGCUGCAGGCGCGUGACCCCCACCACCUCCAUUGUCGUCUCUGAGAAACUCCUCCCUAACGGGGACAUAUACACCGGGACAUUGUCGGGGAGCGUGCCUCAUGGGAAAGGCAAGUACUUAUGGUCUGAUGGAUGUAUGUACGAGGGAGAGUGGAGAAAAGGCAAAGCUAACGGUAACGGAAAGUUCUCGUGGCCUUCUGGAGCUACGUAUGAGGGAACAUUCAAAGACGGAAAAAUGAACGGACAAGGAACAUUUAUUGGUAUCGAGGGUGAUUCUUACAGAGGUCAAUGGCUGUCUGAUAGAAAACAUGGGUAUGGAGAGAAAUGCUACGGUAAUGGAGAUGUGUAUGAAGGGUGGUGGAGGUGCAAUCUCCAAGAUGGGGAAGGGAAGUACAGGUGGAGUAAUGGGAAUGGGUAUUUUGGGGAGUGGAAAAAUGGUUUGAUUCAUGGGAGAGGAGUGUUGGUUUGGGCUAAUGGGAAUAAAUAUGAAGGUUAUUGGGAGAAUGGUGUACCUAAAGGGAAAGGGGUUUUUACUUUUGCUAAUAACAAUAAAUAUGAGGGAAGUUUAAAGAGGUCUUCUUGUGUGGAUGCUAAUAGUUAUCCAAGGAUUUGCAUAUGGGAGUUGGAUGGUGAGGCUGGUGAUAUUACUUGUGACAUUGUCGAUAAUGUUGAGGCAGCUUCUAUUAUGUACUAUGAUAGUAAAGAUUCUGAUGCUGAAGAAGGGUGUUGUAAUGGUAAAGAAAGUAGUAAUAUUGCUGUAGUAGUUGACAAUUUGCAGUGCCAGAGAAGCAGUCCUUGUAGUUCUGCUGAUGGUGAUGUUAAAAAGCCAGGCCAAACCAUUUCCAAAGGGCAUAAGAAUUAUGAUUUAAUGAUUAAUCUCCAACUGGGUAUCAGGUAUUCUGUUGGGAAGCAUGAUUUAUUGAUGCGGGAACUAAGGCAAAGUGAUUUUGAUCCCAAGGAGAAGUUCUGGACAAGGUUUCCACUUGAAGGAUCAAAGAUUACGCCGCCACAUCAGUCUGUAGACUUUAAAUGGAAGGAUUAUUGUCCCAUGGUGUUCAGACAUUUGAGGGAAUUGUUUGCAAUAGAUCCCGCGGAUUACAUGGUAGCUAUUUGUGGAAAUGAUGCGCUUAGGGAAUUUUCUUCCCCUGGGAAAAGUGGAAGCUUCUUUUACCUAACUCAAGACGAUCGUUUUAUGAUUAAAACUGUGAGGAAAUCUGAAGUUAAGGUUCUCAUUAGGAUGCUUCCGAAUUACUACCAACAUGUUUGUCAGUAUAAGAACUCUUUGAUAACAAAGUUCUUUGGUGUACAUUGUGUGAAACCAGUUGGAGGUCAAAAGAUCCGUUUUAUUGUGAUGGGCAAUUUGUUCUGUUCCGAGUACCGCAUCCAUAAACGCUUUGACCUGAAAGGUUCUUCUUAUGGUCGUGCAACUGACAAGGCUGAGGGAGAAAUUGAUGAGAUGACCACGCUUAAAGAUCUAGAUCUUAAUUUUGUGUUUCGGCUUGAACGGUCAUGGUAUCAAGAGCUCAUCAGGCAAAUCUAUAGAGAUUGUGAGUUCCUAGAAGCUGAAGGGAUUAUGGAUUACAGUCUUUUGAUUGGUCUUCACUUUCGUGAUGAUUACUCGAGUGAUGAGAUGAAGACAUCACCCAACUGCCUGCAUCUUGAGACGGGGAAUAUGCAUCACGAUAAAACAUCCAUGCGAGGUUAUCACUUGCUGCCAGAUAUGGAUUGGGUUAUGGAAGGCCGGGGCCCAUUUAUCCGGUUGGGAGCAAACAUGCCAGCAAGGGCAGAGCGUGCGAUGAGGGUUGAGUUGGAUCAGUGCGUGGGCGGUGGAAAUACCAACUCAACACCUCCAUAUAGUAGUGGUCAAAUGUUUGACGUGGUUCUCUACUUUGGUAUCAUUGACAUCCUCCAAGAUUAUGACAUAAGCAAAAAACUAGAACAUGCAUACAAGUCUUGCAAGUGGAUGCCACUUCCAUCUCAGCUGUUGAUCCAAAGCUAUACUCAAAAAGGUUCCGGGAUUUCAUACAUAGAAUCUUCGUGGAGGACAAGUGACGAGGGGCAAAGACAUUUCAACUUUGGAAAAUGCGGCACCCCUUCAACUAAAACUCCGGGUGACAUCCGCAAAAAGCAGGGUGCCAGACGUGUGAGUUCUCCGGGCGUGAAAGAUGGUACACAUAUUUGGUCAGGCUGGUUGAUGGCUGAUGGAUAAGAUGAAAGUUGACGGCUAAUAUUUGUUUUGGUUUGUUGAGUAAAAAGGGUGAAGGCCGGAAGUAUCAUGAAGCUUAGUGUAGAAAGUAGGGAAAUGAUUCUGCCACGGAUCGAAGUGUACAGUCAAAAAAAGCAACAAGGAAGAAGAAUGAGUAUCUAUUGUGUCUAUAUAGAGAGAGAUUGGAGUUCAAAUUUUUUUGAACAGAGGGUUUGCCGGCUGAGCAUGGAAGAAGAAAAGAGAAAAAUAAUUAAUGAUCUCUCUUUUUCUCACAUUCAUUUAAUCAAAAAUGGCAUGUUUCUUUUUUCCAUUAAGCAAGCCAUGAAAAGAAGAGAAAAGCACAAAAAAGAAAGAUGCCGGCUUAUGUUCUUUUAUUUCUUUUUCUUUUUUUGUCUCUUUAUUGAAUUCAAGGUUUGAAAAGUGAAAUAACAAUGCAAUUGUAUGUCCCUUUUAUUAUGCAUCUUUUUCAACAAUAGCAAGAAGCUAACAGUACGACAAAGCAA
Molecule: messenger RNA, 3653 nt
Organism: Ricinus communis (castor bean)
Lineage: Eukaryota; Viridiplantae; Streptophyta; Magnoliopsida; Malpighiales; Euphorbiaceae
Product: phosphatidylinositol 4-phosphate 5-kinase 2
Biological process (GO): phosphatidylinositol metabolic process
Molecular function (GO): 1-phosphatidylinositol-4-phosphate 5-kinase activity; ATP binding
Source: RefSeq, a predicted model, not a curated record